Molecule: messenger RNA, 612 nt
Organism: Ceratotherium simum simum (southern white rhinoceros)
Lineage: Eukaryota; Metazoa; Chordata; Mammalia; Perissodactyla; Rhinocerotidae
Source: RefSeq, a predicted model, not a curated record
CGGGGUCUGAGCUGAGCUUCGAGCUGGGGAGGCCUGAUCUGGUGCAGGAGCUGCUUUGAUGAGUGGGGCUGGCGUAGGGGAAGGGAGAGCAUACACACAGGGUCUCUAACACCCAUGCUGGCUGUGGGGUCCCAGGAGGAGCAGCAGCGCCUGGCUGAGCAGCGGCUGCAGGAGGAGCGGGAGAAGAAAGCCAAGGAGGCGGCGGCGGCGGCCAGCAAAAGCCUGAACGUGACCGUGGACGUGCAGUCUCCAGCUUGUACCUCGUAUCAAAUGACUCCACAAGGGCACAGGGCGCCCCCCAAGAUCAACCCAGAUAACUACAGGAUGGAUCUGAACAGCGAUGACUCCACUGAUGAUGAGGCUCAUCCCUGGAAGCCCAUCCUUACCUGGGCCAGAGGCACCCAGCUCAGCCAGGCCAUCAUCCACCAGUACUACAACCCCCCGAACCUUCUCGAGCUCUUUGGAACCAUUCUCCCGCUGGACUUGGAAGACAUCUUCAAGAAGAGCAAGCCCCGCUACCACAAGCGCACAAGCUCUGCCGUCUGGAACUCGCCACCCCUGCAGGGCACCAGGGUCCCCAGCAGCCUGGCCUACAGCCUGAAGAAGCACUGA